Pelmatolapia mariae (spotted tilapia) is the source of this 1240-nucleotide messenger RNA. Its product is annotated as C-type lectin domain family 12 member B-like. The record is from RefSeq and is a predicted model, not a curated record. NCBI's taxonomy places the organism in Eukaryota, Metazoa, Chordata, Actinopteri, Cichliformes, Cichlidae. The coding region runs from base 55 to 1104 and encodes 349 amino acids. Gene Ontology annotation, cellular component: plasma membrane; cell surface. Gene Ontology annotation, biological process: regulation of natural killer cell mediated cytotoxicity. The transcript is spliced from 7 exons. Gene Ontology annotation, molecular function: signaling receptor activity.
AGUACUCUUCUCUGUCUACGAGUCACAAAAAAACCAAACAGGAAGACUGUAAGGAUGGCAGAGGACAAGGUUAACUACGCAUCAGUUGUAUUUAAAUCUAACCACCAACAAAGAUCAGAAGUUAAAAAGGAGGAAACAGUGUAUGAUGAAGUAAAGGUGCAAAACAGGGCAACAGAACAAACUCCUGUCACAAAUGCCUCUGCAGAAUUCUUGCCUGACAAGAAAUCAAACAGCAGAUGUCGCCACUAUCAGCAGUUGGCUUGUUGUUUGGGCAUGCUUUGUAUAAUUUUGGUGUUGGGCAUCAUAGCAGUCGGUGUCUAUCAUGUUACAUCAAUUCAUGAGAUUGAUGAAACUGAGAUGAACCAACUGAAAGAAAACCAAACAACUUUAAACGCUGUCAAUCGUAACCUGACAAAACUCAACAACAAACUUAGCUCAGACAAUGAAGACUUGAAGAGGAACCAAACCAAGCUCACACUCCAGAUGAACAACCUGACUCAAGUCGUCACUGUCUUAGAGAAAAACGUGACAAACCUGACUGCAGAAAACUGGAACCUUAGAGGGAAAAAUGAGGAGCUGGAGGCAGAGAAGAAAAACCUAACAAACCAAAUACAAGACAUGACGACAUCAUGGAAUGAGCUCAAUGUUAGUCGAGCUCAAUGGAGCAUUGAUGCCUACUGUCCCAAGAACAAGAUCAAUAACAACCGAACGUGUAAUGUUUGUCAGGCUGGCUGGCUUCCCUUCCAGUCAGACUGCUAUGCAAUUAAUAAUGCUGAACUUCCUGAUCGGAAAACCUGGGAAGGUGCUCGAGAAAAUUGUACAGGAAAGAUUUCAGAUUUGGCUGUUGUGAAUAAUGAAACAGAAAAGAAUUUUGUCAGUGGCAACAGCUGGUGGAAUUCUGGAAACAGUGCAUACUGGAUUGGUCUGAGAGUCGAAGGUGGGAACUGGAAGUGGGUGGAUGGAAGAAAUCUGACUAAUAGCUCCUGGAUCACACAGGCUCCUACUGAUGGUCAAUGUGCAAUUUCUGUGAAAAAUGAAUUUAAAUCAGUGAACUGUAGUGAGAAGAACCAAUGGAUCUGCAAGAAAAAAGCCUUAACUCUUUGAAAACUGCAGUAAAAUGUCACAAGACUGCUGGAUGUUCUGAAAAUAUGUAAAAAUUGUGCUUCUGUUCUGUGUCCUGUUCUGUUUGUAUAUGUGUGUUUUUGCUGCUGAUACAACCAAAUUUCCCCUUGUGGGACAA